Amphimedon queenslandica is the source of this 1112-nucleotide messenger RNA. Its product is annotated as 14-3-3 protein gamma-2-like. The coding region runs from base 149 to 895 and encodes 248 amino acids. NCBI's taxonomy places the organism in Eukaryota, Metazoa, Porifera, Demospongiae, Haplosclerida, Niphatidae. The record is from RefSeq and is a predicted model, not a curated record. The transcript has 7 exons.
AGUAUAGUGGCUUUAGUAAUAUAAGGUUUUGUGUCUCUAUAGUUACCGUUUCUAUGGCAAUAUCAACGUCAUUAUGUGAAUAAUUAAUUAAGAGGAACAACUGCUGGAGAGAGAAGAGAAGGGCUUAUCACUUGAAGAAUUCGUAGAAAUGGAUGGAUUUGACUUUGAUAUGUGUCUUGAAUAUGCUAAGCUAGCAGAACAAGCGGAGAGAUUUGAAGACAUGAAAGAAGCAACGAAAAAGAUGACGGAAUUGAAUCCAGACAUUUUCAUAAAGAAGGACGAAGAAUCUGAAGCUAGAGGUGCAGAAUGUCGAAACCUUCUCUCCGUCGCUUAUAAGAAUUUGGUCGGCUCACGGAGGACGGCUUUGAGGAUCUUGGCUAGUAUUGAGGACUCGAAAGACCCUGACAGUAACGAAAAGAAGUUUGUACAAGAGUACACAAAGAGAAUACAAGAGGAGUUGAAGGGGGGGUGCAAUGAAAUUAUUGGUAUUAUUGACAGUAAAUUUUCAGAUGACACUAAGAAUGAGAAUCAAGUCUUCUUCUUAAAAAUGAAAGGAGAUUACUAUAGAUAUAUGGCAGAGAUUCCAACUGAAGAUGCUAUAGAAAAUUCAAAGAAGGCUUACGAGAAAGCAUACGAACUUGCCAAGGAUUUGACUAAUCCAAGCCAUCCAAUACGCCUCGGACUUGCUCUCAAUUUUUCCGUCUUUUAUUACGAGAUUGCUAAAGAAGUGAACAAAGCUUGUGAGCUCGCCAAAGAGGCAUUUGAAAAUGCUAUAAGUGACAUGGAAGGCAGUGACUCCUCCGAUUACAGAGAUAGUUCACUUAUUCUGCAACUUCUUCGGGACAAUCUGAGCCUCUGGACUAGCGAAGAGAGAGAAGAUGAAGAUGACCAAUAACGUAGCUACCUUUCCUUCCCCUCCUCAGAUAUUCUUUCAACAAUUAUUAAUAAUAAUUAUCAUAGUACAGUAAAAGCAAAGAGUAAACAGUCAAAUCUAGAGACUAGGUUUUAUUUUUGUUAUUAAACUGCUAAUCAAUUAUCCACGUAUUAUCAAUUUUUUUUCUUUUAAAUGAUAUUAUUUUUCUACCUUUUUAAAAUCAGUUUUAAUACCACAA